Messenger RNA from Microstroma glucosiphilum, 2704 nucleotides. RefSeq lists its product as hypothetical. NCBI's taxonomy places the organism in Eukaryota, Fungi, Basidiomycota, Exobasidiomycetes, Microstromatales, Microstromataceae. The transcript has 3 exons. Gene Ontology annotation, molecular function: DNA-binding transcription factor activity. Gene Ontology annotation, biological process: regulation of DNA-templated transcription. Bases 167 to 2704 code for a protein of 845 amino acids. The record is from RefSeq and is a predicted model, not a curated record.
ACAGAUUGCAUCAAUCAGCCCAAGUAGAGGCAUAUGUCCCUCCCCGUCUACCGAGCCUUCCUUCCUCAGUCCCUUCUCAGGUCUUUGGCUGCUUGAACCCGGUAGCCGAGCAGCUCAUUCGGAUUCCCGUCAUCUUCUCUUCUCACUCUCGUACCCUUUCGCAGCAAUGCCGCCGGCAAAGAAGAGGCGUUCCCCGCUGGACCGCUUCACCGAUGCCUCCCCUACCGCAAUAUCCGCCGGCUUCUCCGCGGCAAUGAGCAUCGGUCCCCAACCUCGUAUGAUCCGCAAUAACAGCGCCAGUGGUAGCGGCAGUAGAGGAGCAAAUGGUGUCAUCGGACAAGGGUCCACCUCUGCCGGCAGUAAUAAUGACUUUGGCUUUGGUGAAGGAUUAGCCGGGGAUGCUGGUAUGCCUGGCAUUAGCUGGCUGCAGAACUUGCAGAGCAGCGCUGGCUUUGCAGGAGGGGGCGCAGGGGGUGACUCUACCUUUGGCGAUCUUGGUGGUAGUGACGAUGACAGCGAUGCAGAUAAUGCUGGAACGUCAAAGCAGGGUCGUAAAGGAGCAAAGAAGAAGGCCCCAAAGCGCAAAAAGGCCACGGAAGAUGAUGAGGCGCCCGCUAGCGGCAAGUCGGGCGAAGCCGCGGGGGAUGAAGAUGAUGCCGCGGUACUUCGUAAAGCUCAGAAUAGGAUUGCCCAGAGGGAGUUCAGACAGCGCAAGCAGCAGUACAUUCGAGCGCUGGAAGCCAGAGUCGAGCUUCUAUCCACCGAUCAUGAUGAGCAGGUGGACCGGUUGCGCUUUGCACUCAGAGGUCUGCUCAGCGAGAACAAUACGCUGCGAUCCUUACUAGGCUCGCUAGGCAGAUUCAUCGGAGAGGGCUUGCUCGGAGGACCCUUGCAGCAGGCUGGCCUGACCCGUGAGGAGCUCUUCCGUACCAUCAAUGGCAGAUCAGAGAAGACGAUGACAGAUGCCUGGCAGAACUGGCCUGGAGCAAAAGAGUGCGAAGCGCUGCGACAAUUACGUCAGGAGGCCAAUAUACCAGUAGAUGGUCUGCCCGAGAUGCGAGGCUCGCCCGGGCCAUCCUCUGGAGAUGCACAGAAGGCCGCCAAAAACAGCAAGCGAAGCCAGAAGGGUACUACUGCCGAAGGAACUCCAGCCGCGCAGCCGAGUGGCUCAAGAACUACUCAGCAGUCCCAGACUCCCCAGAAUGGUACACCCAUGCGCGGCCAGGAGAGCUUCGAUGCCUCCGAGGGCUUUGAGUUCUCAAUGCUGCCAUCGAUCAGCACCAAUUCACUGGGAGGGUUUUCCCAGCAACAGCAGGUAGCUACGCCUGGCUCUGCGACCAGCGCGGGUGGCGUGACUAAUCUCCAUCCCUUCAAUGGUCCUAUGCCUCCCAGUGCCUUUGGCUUCUCGUCAACUAUGGACGCGCAGGACGAUGCCCUCAUGGCAAGCCUGUUCGGAGCUGACGCAUUGGCAGAUGGCACAAAUGCUGCCUCAUUCUUCCAAUCGAGCAAUGGGGGAACUGAGCUGCUUUCGCAGGGCGCAGCAGCCACUUCUUCUCCUGCUGCGUCUUUAGUUCAGACCAAUACGGCCCGAUCUCUACCGCCCUCGCAGCAAGCAGCAAUGCGCGGCUUUGAUGCCAACAACGCUCCCAAUGGCAUCCCUCAGAGCGCUCAAGCCUUCAUCGACUCCCUCCGCAAUUUUCAAGAUGAGAGCGGUUUCCAGCGCAUGACUGCCCUUGCUAAUCAACUCGCACGCGUGAGGGCCAGCCAAGGCAGGACUGACUUUGUUCCCAUUUUCCACCCGGACCCGUCACGGUGUGACUCGGCUGCAAGUGUGGAUAGUCAGGAUGGGGGAACUUUGCAGAGUGAAGAGGAUAUGCAGAGGAUGACGCAGGCUGCUAUUCGGAUGUCGUAUGAGAUGAGCAAUUACCGGCGCAACGCAUCCUACCACCUCCCCGCCCUCCUACGUCCAACCCACCUACAGCUCACCCGUCCGCACGACCCUAUAAUCGACAGUGCUCCCUUUCCUUCACUAAGGGACGCUCUGAUCCUCAAUCGUGCCAAUCUAAACCUCGACGAAGUCAUGUUUUCCAUUCUCUCCUGUGCUAAAGUAGGAGAUGGAGACGUCUUUAGUGAAAAGACCUACCAGCUAGAUCAUGCCUUCCUUUUGAGGUAUCCAAGUCUGGCCACACAGGAGACGGUGAAUGCGACGAAUCGAUGGAGGGCGGGGCAGGGCAUGGGACCGCUGAGUGGGAGGGAGCUGCAUGCUCUUGUAGGGAGUGGAGGAGGAGGAGUGGGGAUGAGUGGACCAUCCUCCAACAAGGGUAGCUCAAGUACAGGUACAGGCACAUCAACGGGGACUGGAUCUGGAACUGGAACUGGAACUGGAAGUGGUGCGACAGGUACUGCCGCUUCCACCCCACCAGCAAGCAAUGCUAAUGGCAGCGGGAGCAGUAGCAGCACGACGAACGCAGGCGGGUCAACUCUUCCUGCAGGAGGUGGAGGGGGAGAGGGAGGGGGAGGGGGAGGGGGAGGGCUGACCAGCAACAUUAGCAGCAGCAGCAACAGCACUAAGAACAGUCGUCCAGGCACCCUUUCCAGUGCUGGAGUUGGAGUUGGAGUUGGAGCUGCCCCUGGAAGUGGUCCUCAUCUCCACUCCUCCGACAUCGGCGCAACGCUCACUCCCGCCGCAGUGGGAAAGGUCUGA